UAGUUUGUACGACAUCGACUACUGUAGAGCAUUGACUUUGAUCCAGUGGAUGUAAAAACGGCAGUGAGUUCCUGCAGGUUUUGAAAGUAAACUCAUUUCCUUCGAACUCAAACAGUCUCUAAAAGCUAGUGAGUGCAGUCUGAGACUCAAUUUAAUCUCUAUCUACAGAUUGGGUGAAAUCUUCGUGGUCGAUCUUGAAAAGGAAAAUUCGUGGGUCGAAGUCCAAAUAUUUUCCAGAACUUGUUAAUCUUCAGAUUGGAUCUUUUUGCGUUUCUGGGUUUGUUUCCAAAUUGUCUCUGCUUUAAUAUUCAGUCGCAAGUUUGGGGUUUGAAGCUUAUACCCUGAACGAGGCAUUGAGUGAUUGCCCAUUAGUUGGUCUAAUCCGUUUUUGGGCAUUAUGGGAUUCGCAAGAUACAAUCUGUUUGAUUGGUGAGGAAAUGGAGGAAAAUGAAAGAAAUUGUGAAUGUUAAAAGUUUCCAGCGUUUUUGGUGUUGGUGGAGGAAAAACCCUCUCUGAUAAACCAACUAGUUGUAUCAGGAUUGGAAAACACUGGUUGUCUCGAUGUUGCUAAUUGGAAAACACAGCUGAGAUAUAUGGCCUUUUAGUUGAGUGUCAGGAUUGAAAGCUUUUAGUUUCUGAUCUGUUCUUGCUUUUCUUUUUUUGGUUUUUGUAAAAAACCAAACUGAACAUUACAGUAAUCUGAUUGAGUGUGGAAAGAUGGAUGGUUCAGGUUUGGGAGGUGGUUUUUUGUCUGGUCCCAAUGGGGGGAUGCUAGACCUUGAAUCGUCCAUUCCUAGACGCCAAGAGAUACAAUUGGGUCAUCCGUUGUUAGCACAUCAUCAACAUCACAUGAAUGUCAUGAGUGGCGUUAAAGGUGAUCAUGAUCCCAUUGGGCUUGUGGAAGUGAAAGGGUCAAUCCCAAAAGUUUGUUCGACUACUGUCAAAGGGAAGGCAGUGGCACCUUUUAAUGCCAAUAAUGGUUACAAUUUGAGUGAUGAAGACGAGCCAAGUUAUACAGAUGAUGGUGGUGAGAACUUCGAAGGGGCCAAGGGCAAAAAGGGAUCUCCAUGGCAGCGAAUGAAGUGGACUGAUAAUGUGGUUAGGCUUCUUAUAGCUAUUGUUGCUUGUGUGGGUGAUGAUGGUACGCUUGAAAGUGGCGAGGGGCUUAAGAGGAAAUCUGGGAUUUUACAGAAGAAGGGUAAGUGGAAGACUGUAUCGAAAAUAAUGAUUAGUAAAGGUUGUCACGUGUCUCCUCAGCAGUGUGAGGACAAGUUUAAUGACUUGAACAAGAGGUAUAAGAGGUUGAAUGAUAUUCUUGGGAGGGGAACUAGUUGUAGAGUGGUGGAGAAUCCUGCUCUUAUGGACUCAAUGCCCCACCUGUCUGCCAAGGCGAAGGAUGACGUUAGGAAGAUAUUGAGCUCAAAACACUUGUUUUAUAAAGAAAUGUGUGCUUAUCAUAAUGGACAGAGGAUACCUGAUUGCCAUGAUCUCGAUCUCCAAGGUUAUUCUUUGCCUCUUGGGAGGUGCUCAAAAGACAAUAAUGGAUCCGAUGAAGAAGAGGCUGAAGAAAACCAUGAUACCGAGGAUGAUGAAUUAGACAACGAAGAUGAUAACGAUGCAGAUAAUGAUAGGGAGAGGAUGGGAAGAAUGGGUGACAGGAAGAAGGCUAGUGAAGAGGAUGGCCAUUUCUGGCCACAAUAUGUUCUUCUGGAUAGUUUUGAAGUUGAAAUGGGUGAGAUUUUUCAAGACCCAACGAAGUCAUUAUGGGAGCGAAGAGACUGGAUCAAGAAACAGAAGUUGCAACUCCAAGAGCAAAGAGUCGGCUUCCAGGCCGAAGCUUUGGAGCUUGAAAAGCAGAGGUAUAAAUGGCUAAGAUACUGUAGCAAGAAAGACAGGGAACUGGAGAGGUUGAGGCUGGAGAAUGAGAGAAUGAAGCUAGAGAAUGAGAGAAAGGUACUGCAACUGAGACAGAAGGAACUGGAAGUAGAUUUGAGGAGGUCAGAAGCUUCCUUAGAGCCUUCAUCUCUUGGGCUAGGAAGAGAUCAGAUUGAUUUGGGCAGGCAUCAAUAGCUUCUGAGCUCAAGUACUGUCUGUGCAAUACUGGAGCGUGGUUGACAUUCAGCAAAGAAGACCUUCAAGCUCAAAGCUUUGUGAGCACCAUCGCUCGAGUGUUUUUUUCUCUUUUGGUCAAACGCCUAUUGUCGACUGUCGAGUUAGUUUUAGAAAUAGUUGAGACUUUUGCUGAUUGUUGGAUGCUUUACUGUAAAGAUGCAAGUUAGUGUUUCGACCAAAAAAAGGAAAAGGAUGUGACAUCAUGUAAGUGAGUACUGUAUUUCUCCAUUUUUUGAAGGCAUGUAGUAGGUGUUGUUUAUAUAUGGUUUAGUCUUCAAAAACAUUUGCGAACAUGGGUUAUGGAAAUAAAAAUGAAUGAUGCAGUCCUCUGAUCCUUUUAGCCAUUGCUGUAAAA
This is a messenger RNA of Prunus avium (sweet cherry), 2467 nucleotides long. RefSeq lists its product as uncharacterized. Lineage: Eukaryota; Viridiplantae; Streptophyta; Magnoliopsida; Rosales; Rosaceae. The record is from RefSeq and is a predicted model, not a curated record.